AUGUCGCGCAAAUCAAGCAGCAGUGAAGAAGAUCCAGGAGCUCGCUCCGUCAGCGUCUCGAUUCUCAAAGAUAGCGGAACUAAGGUGCAAUUGAUGCUAAAAGCGCAUGGUCUUAAGAAGCGCAAAAGCUUGUUGAACAGCAUUGUAACGAUCUUCAAAAAGCCUUCUUCUCCAUCACGUUUGCUAAGCAAUGGACGCUUUACCAAGUUUGAGAUUACUUCUCACAGCCUUGCCUUCAAUCUAGAGGUACAAACGGCAAAAAGGAAAAAGAAAGGAAAUGAGAACCGAACGGAACUAUUUGUUUGCGACAUUAAACAAUUUCCAUCACAAGUGAAUCCGGAUAGCGUGGAGUUUGAGAUUCUUGAACCAGCUUCUGGAGAGUGCUUCAUUUUGAUGUCAUUAGUGAAAGUGAGCGAUUUGAACAUCAAUUGGAAAGAAUUUCUCGACACGAAUGGAACUAUCGACGUCACGCAGAUC
Messenger RNA from Mesorhabditis belari, 477 nucleotides. The record is from the annotation of a GenBank genome assembly. Lineage: Eukaryota; Metazoa; Nematoda; Chromadorea; Rhabditida; Rhabditidae.